This is a messenger RNA of Tyto alba (common barn owl), 2620 nucleotides long. RefSeq names its product PAT1 homolog 2 (gene PATL2). The coding region runs from base 144 to 2273 and encodes 709 amino acids. Lineage: Eukaryota; Metazoa; Chordata; Aves; Strigiformes; Tytonidae. The transcript has 19 exons. Gene Ontology annotation, cellular component: P-body. Gene Ontology annotation, biological process: P-body assembly; deadenylation-dependent decapping of nuclear-transcribed mRNA. Gene Ontology annotation, molecular function: RNA binding. The record is from RefSeq and is a predicted model, not a curated record.
GGGGGGUGGGCGGUGCCGCGGCAUGGCGGAGGGCGGCGAGCUGCUUGUGAGUGCCCGCCCCGCCGCCUCUCCCGGCGCUGCCUCUCUGCCGAGCGAUCCUCGAGGACUACCUGCUGGUGGAAGAUGCACCUCUGCUGGAGGAGAUGGCCGAGGAGGAUGAAGAGUUUGACCUGUACAACGAGAUGACUUUUGGGUUAGACCGAGACUCCACUGAGGAGGAUGCUGCAAAACCCCAUAUGCUACUGGAGACAAGCCCUGAGCUGGGCGAAGCAGUGGCAGAGGAGACUGAGGCUGGGGAUAAACCGGAGCCCGGAGUGACUGAGCAGACCAAGGAGCUGGGAGAGCCCCAGGAGGAUGCUGAGAUGGAGCUGGAGGUCGAUUUGGAGGAAGAGGAGGAGGAGCUGGUGACUGAGGAACUGGAGGAAGAGCAGGAGCCCUGUGAGGAGCCCAAUGACCUGGGAGACCCGGCGGUGAUGAGAGCCGUGCAGAGCAAACCCACGCUGGAGAGCCAGGACUCGGCAGUGCUGGACAGCAAGAUUGGUGCUUGCUGGGCAGAGUUUGACAAAGAGGACGUGCUGGCGAUGGAUCCUGCGGAGUGGGGCUCCUGCCCCGGCAGCCUCCCGCCCCACCACAUGCUGGAGGAUAAAGCCAUCCUCCAGGUCCUGGGGAGGCCUCCACCAUCCACCAAGGUGGCCCUUGACUUCCGUGGCUCCCCUGUGCGGAGGGGCUAUGGGGGCUCUCCCCGGGUCAAGCGCCCCAACUUAAGACUGAUGUCUCCCAAGUCCUUCCCCCAGCGCUUUCUCCAGCAGCAGUCGCCUCUGAUGCCACUCUCCCCAUGCUCCCCUCGGUCCUUCACGCCGGCUCACAGACCCUCUCAGCUCUUCACUUCUAACCAGACCACAGGGUAUGCGUCUUCGACCUCUUUCCGGCCCCUGUCACCCAACAUCAGCAGCCCGCCGCAGUCUCUCACCAUGCACUUUGGACCCAUAUCUCCCUCUUUGGACCCCGCUCUCUUCUUCAGUCCAUCAGCCAGUGGCCAGCUGAACCUCAGCCUGCCCAGCCAUUUGACCCAGCUGCACCCCCAGCACCAGAGGAUCCUGACCCAGAGGCAGCAGCAAGGCGGGCGGGCGCAGAGCAUCUCCCCCAGGAAGCUGUGGUCUCCUAAUGUGGACCCUUAUGUCGGACUGAUGACCUCCAAGGAGAAGGACUGGGUUGUCAAGGUGGAAAUGAUCCAGCUGCAGAGUGAGAACAUGGAUGAUGACUACUACUACCAGACAUACUACCACCGGCUGGAGAACAGACAGGCAGAGGAGCUGCUUGGUGGGCGCAACAAGCAGGAGCCCCCCAAGCUGGUCACGCCAUUCAUCCAGAAAGUGGAGACCUAUGACUCUGUGGUGCGCAUUGCAGGCUCGCUGGGCCAGGUUGCGGUGUCCACCUGCUACAGCCCUCGCCGGGCCAUCGAUGCUGUGCACCAUGCUCUCGUGGAGGAGGCUGCGGGGAGCCACCGGCUUCGGGCGCUGCACAGGAUUGAGAAGCUCUUCCUGCAGCUGCUGGAAGUGGAGGAGAUGCAGCGGAAAAUGCCCGUGGCCCUGGAGGACCAGCAGCCCUGCUCUCGGGAGCAGAAGAGCCAAGAAGUGGAGCGUAUCUACCAAGCCUUGAAAAUCAUGGCUUGCGGCAGAGAAGAGGAGGCAGAAGAUGAAUUCUUGCAACUCCUGUGUGUACAGAAGGGCAAGAAGCUCAUGGCCCGGCUGCUGCCCCAUCUGACCCAAGAGCAAGCGGAGAAGAUCCUGCUGACCAUCACCCACCACCUGCCCUUCCUCAUGAAGAAGGAUGUGUUGGACCAGUCUCUCUCCCUGCUCUACAGCCCGUUGAACAAGGUGGUGGACGGGAUGACCUUCAGCAAACUCCUUGAGGUCCUGCAGGAGAUGACCAGGCCUCUGUCUGAGUCCCCUGAGCUCCCCCUCGCCAUGGCCUUGAAGAACCAGUUUGGGAUCUCCUUGCUCUAUUCCCUGCUGAGCCACGGUGAGAGGCUGCUGUCCUCCGACGUGCCGCUGCAGCCGUGUGGUGGGGACUUCGAGAUGUGGACGGACACGGUGUUCCUGGUCGCCCGGGAACUGUCGCAAGUGCCCAGGGCCUUGCUGGUGGAGCCUCUCUUCUUGCCCAGCAACCUUCUCUCGCUCUUCUGCCGCUACCUGGACAAGCAGACCGUCCACCAUCUGGAAGCCAAGAUGGAGUGCUCCCCGCUGCUCUCGGAGGCUGCCAUGCCGUGCUGAGCCCCGGGAGCUGGGAGCAGGAGCUGGGGCCAGUGGUGCCGGGAAUGGGCAGGGCCCGAUGCCGUGACAAGAGUUUCGAAGCGAGCACUUUCUCUGGUGCAGGGCACUCUGGGUGAACUGGGCACUGGCAGGGCUGGCGCUCGAGGGCAGAUGCCGACCUGCCCCGGUGCCUGGGAGCACAGCACGGGGAGGCAGGUAACUUAUUUUGGCCUCGCACCCAGCAGCAGUGAGUGAUGGCUCAUGGUGGGUGUCGAGGCGGGGUCUGCACAGGGGCGCUGGGAGCACCUGGGGAUGAGUGAUUUUGUGUACAGCACUUGAAAUACAAUAAAAAGGUGAUUAAUGAGCUC